AAAAACAAUAGCCCCCCAAAGAGCAGGGAAUUGAGAAUGAAAGCUACACACAAUACUAUUAGCGUCUUAAUGCUCCCAUGGUUAGCUCAUGGCCAUAUAUCACCCUUCCUAGAGCUAGCCAAGAAGCUCACAACUAGAGACAUUCAUAUUUAUUUUUGUUCUACAGCUAUAAACCUUGGCCCCAUCAAACAACAACUAGUUGAAAAGGAUUCACUUUCAAUAGAACUUGUGGAACUCCAUCUUCCAUCCUUACCUGAGCUUCCACCACACUACCACACAACCAAUGGCUUGCCACCCCAUCUCAUGCCCACACUCAAAAAGGCCAUGGACAUGGCUAGCCCAAACAUCACCACCAUUUUAAAGCAACUAAAGCCUGAUUUGGUUAUUUAUGAUUUUCUUCAGAUAUUGGCACCAUCACUAGCUCAGUCACAAAAUAUUCCAGCCAUCGAUUUCGUGGUCAUGAGUGCUACGAUAACAUCUUUUUAUAUGCACCUUGCCAACAACCCUGGUGUUGAAUAUCCUUCUCCAGAAAUUUAUCUUCAGGAUUAUGAGGUUGGUAAGUUCGCAAAUGAUACUGACGAUGGGGAUCGAAUACUAGAAUGCUUCCAACAAUCUUCUGAAAUCGUUUUGAUCAAAACUUUUCGAGAAAUCGAGGCAAAGCAUAUUGAUUAUCUCUCUGUUUUAGCGAAGAAGAAGAUUGUACCAGUCGGUCCACUUGUUCAAGACCCCGUUGAAGAAGAUGAGAAAAAGGAAAUCAUAGAGUGGCUUAAUGACAAGGAACCAUCAUCGGCUGUGUUUGUUUCGUUUGGCAGCGAGUUUUUUUUGUCAAAGGAGGAAAUGCAAGAGAUAGCUUAUGGGCUAGAGCUCAGCACGGCAAACUUCAUAUGGGUAGUGAGAUUUCCUCGAGGUGAGAAAGUCAAUCUUCAAAUGGCACUUCCAAAAGGUUUUCUUGAUAGGAUUGGAGAUAGGGGAAUUGUUGUAGAGGGAUGGGCACCACAAAAAACGAUUUUAAAGCACUCUAGCAUUGGUGGGUUUGUGAGUCAUUGUGGAUGGAGUUCUGUGAUGGAGAGCAUGACGUUUGGGGUUCCAAUUAUAGCCAUGCCAAUGCAUCUUGAUCAGCCAGUGAAUGCUAGGCUGGUGGAGGCAAUAGGUGCAGGUGUAGAAGUGAAGAGAGACACGAAAGGGAGGCUUGAAAGAGAAGAGGUGGCAAAGGUGAUUAGGAAGGUACUUGUGGAGAAAACUACAAAGAGGAAGGCAAAAGAAUUGAAGGAGAACAUCGAAAAUAAGGGAGAUGAAGAGAUUGAUGGAGUGGUGCAGGAGCUGCUACGACUUUGCAGCAAAUUAAAAGAAUAAGCAAUAGUAGGAAGUCGCAGCACACAAACAAUGUCUGCGCAGUUAAAUUUCCAGAACCUCACACCAUCCUUUGCUAGUUGUUCCUUUGUCUGGGUUAAUAGACUUUGUAAUGUUCCAGCACAUAAUGCUGCUAAGCUAGCUUUAUCUUCUUCUUGUUUCAGUUAUGACUUAUGACAAUCUGCUCCCUCCCUUAAGGUUAGCUUGUAAUGCAGAUUGUCCUUCUGUUCUUCCUUCUUAAUUUAAUGCAAUUGCAGCUUGUCCAAAAAAAAAAA
Messenger RNA from Quercus lobata, 1625 nucleotides. Its product is annotated as beta-D-glucosyl crocetin beta-1,6-glucosyltransferase-like. The coding region runs from base 37 to 1353 and encodes 438 amino acids. The transcript has a single exon. Gene Ontology annotation, molecular function: UDP-glycosyltransferase activity. The record is from RefSeq and is a predicted model, not a curated record. NCBI's taxonomy places the organism in Eukaryota, Viridiplantae, Streptophyta, Magnoliopsida, Fagales, Fagaceae.